Molecule: messenger RNA, 1007 nt
Organism: Galeopterus variegatus (Sunda flying lemur)
Lineage: Eukaryota; Metazoa; Chordata; Mammalia; Dermoptera; Cynocephalidae
Product: CUGBP Elav-like family member 6
Exons: 5
Molecular function (GO): RNA binding
Source: RefSeq, a predicted model, not a curated record
CCCAGAGCCCCGGCGUGGCUGACCCCCUGCAGCAGGCCUACGCUGGGAUGCACCACUACGCAGCAGCCUAUCCGUCGGCCUAUGCCCCAGUGAGCACAGCUUUUCCCCAGCAGCCUUCAGCCCUGCCCCAGCAGCAAAGAGAAGGCCCAGAAGGCUGUAACCUCUUCAUCUAUCACCUGCCUCAGGAGUUUGGUGAUGCGGAACUCAUACAGACAUUCCUGCCCUUCGGAGCCGUUGUCUCUGCCAAAGUCUUUGUGGAUCGAGCCACCAACCAGAGCAAGUGUUUUGGGUUUGUUAGUUUUGACAAUCCAACCAGUGCCCAGACUGCUAUUCAGGCCAUGAAUGGCUUUCAAAUUGGCAUGAAGAGGCUCAAGGUCCAGCUAAAGAGGCCUAAGGAUGCCAAUCGGCCUUACUGAUCUGCUCUCACUGACCAGCCACAGAAAGAAACUGAAGAGUGAGAAGAAAGGAAAGGAAAAGCACAGAAACGCUUGAGCAGCCCUUCCGGAAGGAGCAGCUGCAGAUGGAAGUGGAUCGGACCCAAGGCUGGUGCCUGGGGCUCAGGCCACUCUGAGGAUUGUUUUUAUCAAGCGGGUUGUUCUGUGCCUGCAGCAUUAGAGCUCAGGCUAGCAGGGCAACUAGGACUGGCUGAAGAUUGACUAUCUAGGGGAAGCAGCAGAGGGCCCUGGGGGUGCCAAGGGCUUCUCACAAGGGAAGCCCAGAUUUACUUCUUUCAAAACCAUAUCAUUCCUUAGAGUUUAGGGACCAAAGGACUAUUGCUUUUUUAAGAAUAUAUAUAUAUAUAUAUAUAAAUUAAAACAAAAAAACAAAAAACACAAGAGAAACAAAAAAGACAAUAUAGAGUCUCAUAAAGCUGCCUUUAAAUAUCCCUAGGAGACAGGGUGAAGGAGACCCUUGAUAUCCCCAGCCUAGGCAGAGGGAGGCUGUGGAAAGAUUGUUCUGUGUCUCAUUCCCUCUUAAACCACUCCCCACCCUGCCCCUUUAAAAAU